Molecule: messenger RNA, 763 nt
Organism: Solanum verrucosum
Lineage: Eukaryota; Viridiplantae; Streptophyta; Magnoliopsida; Solanales; Solanaceae
Product: anther-specific protein LAT52
Exons: 2
Coding region: 99-584 (161 amino acids)
Source: RefSeq, a predicted model, not a curated record
CACAAAGAGAAGGAGCAAUAAAAUAAAAGAAGAAUAAAAAAACAACAAUUUGUGUGGAAAAAAAAAACACACACACAAAAAAAAAAAUUCCAACUAAAAUGGCAAAGGCUAUUUUGCUCCUCUCUGCUCUUUGCAUUGUGGCCCUUGCCAAUUUUGCACAUUGCCACUCUGAAGUUUUUGAUGUUGAAGGAAAGGUCUACUGUGAUACUUGCCGUGUUCAAUUCGAGACAAAACUCAGCGAAAAUCUUGACGGCGCGACUGUGAAGUUGCAAUGCAGGAACAUCAGCACAGAGGCCGAGACGUUCUCAGUGGAGGGUGUGACAGACAAGGAUGGAAAGUACAAAUUAACCGUUGAUGGGGACCACGAGAACGAUAUUUGUGAGGUGACAGUUGUCAAAAGCCCAAGGGAGGACUGCAAAGAGAGUGUGUCAGGAUAUGAAAAGGCAAGAAUUGAGUGUAGUGACAAUGUUGGUAUCCACAAUGCUGUGAGAUAUGCCAAUCCACUUUUCUUCAUGAAGGCUGAGUCUGUUCAAGGAUGCAAAGAAGCUCUUGAUGAGUUGGGUUUAUUCCCCCUUGAAUUCUAAAGUCUUUUAAAGUGACAGAAAAUAAAUAGCUAAUGAUUUGCCCUUUCAUGUUGUAAUGGGAAAUAAUAAAAAUGAACAAUGAGGAAAGAUGGAUUUUUUCAUUUAUAUGUAUUCAUAUAUGGAAUGAUAAGUUCCAUGUAUUUGUUUUAAUGAGAAGAUCUUGAUCAUAUUUUAAGAAA